Molecule: messenger RNA, 1452 nt
Organism: Papaver somniferum (opium poppy)
Lineage: Eukaryota; Viridiplantae; Streptophyta; Magnoliopsida; Ranunculales; Papaveraceae
Exons: 2
Coding region: 1-1452 (483 amino acids)
Source: RefSeq, a predicted model, not a curated record
AUGGUGUUAUCUACAAAGCAAUCAAUAACAGUGAAGGUUAAGGAAGUUUUAGUAACAAGGGUUCAUGCUGCUUGUCUCACAGUUGAUAGGAGAAGUUUAUGGAAAGAUUUGAAAAAUAUAAAUGAGUUGAAGCUACCAUGUCUGGUGAUUGGUGAUUUUAAUGUUGUUCUUUCUUGUGAGGAAAAAAAAGGUGGAAGGCAACCUUUAAAGGUAGCAAUGCAAGACUUCAGAGAUUGUAUUGAAUAUUGUAAUCUUAUUCAAUCCCCUAGAACUGGAAUUAAAUUUUCAUGGUUUAACAACAGAGUAGGGAAGAAAAGGAUUUUAUGUGAUCUUGACAGAUCAUUUUAUAAUCUUCAAUGGCUGGAGUGUUAUGAGACUUGGUGUUAUAAGGUGGGAGUUAGAGGCACAUCUGAUCAUGGUGCAUUACUUGGUGGAGUUGCUCAAAGUGAUAAACCACACAAUAUCCCAUUUAGAUAUCAAUUUGUAUGGACCACUCACCCUGGUUUUCUAAAAGUAAUUCAAGAGUCAUGGGAAGUUGAAUGUGAAGGAAACCCUGCUUUCUGCUUUACUAGUAAACUGAAAAGGUUAAAGGAAAUACUUAAGAAAUGGAAUUGGGAGGUUUUUGGUGAUUUAAGAGUGAAAGUUAAAACUACAGAAGAGGCAAUUCUAAAAGCUUCUUUGGAGUCUGAUGUUGAUCCAGAGAAUAUUAAAACUGUUAAUUUUGAAGAGGAUCUGUUUGAAGCAAUUCCAAACAUCUUAAAUGAAGAAGAUAAUGAUUUAAUUGAUGCAUUUCCUAGUCAAGAAGAAAUAAAGAAUGUUGUUUUUGCAAUGGACCCAAAUAGUGCUCCAGGUCCAUAUGGUUUUCCAGGAUGUUUUUAUAAAUAUGCAUGGGAAGUGGUGGGUGCUGAGCUUAUGGAGGCAAUACAAUUUUGCUGGAGGAAUAGAUUCAUCCCUAAAGGUUUUAACUCUAACUUCUUAUUUCUUCUACCAAAAAUUCAGCGAGCCAAGAAAGCUGAACACUUUAGGCCCAUUGGUUUGCCAAAUUUCAAUUUUAAAAUCAUUACCAUAAUCAUUACUACAAGGAUUAGUAGAGUACUGAGUAGAAUGAUAUCAAAGCAACAUGGUGCAUUUAUCAAAGGGAGAAGCAUUCAUGAAAAAAUUAUUUUGGCUUCAGAGCUUGUGAAUGAAUUAGAUACCAAGAGAAGAGGUGGAAAUGUGGGACUUAAAAUUGAUAUUACUCAAGCCUAUGACUCUUUGAGUUGGGAGUUUUUAUUUGAGGUACUUAGAAGAUUUGGAUUCUCUGAAGUGGUUAUUCAAUGGUUAAAAAAAAUCUUUGAAUCAGCUAGAAUUUAUGUUCUUAUAAAUGGUGGACCAUGUGGUUUCUUUGAAGUAGGGAGGGGACUGAGACAGGGUGAUCCAUUGUCACCAAUAAUGUUUAUGCUAGCAGAAUAG